AAGAUCAAGCAGAGCACAGUACCGGACGAGCGCGUAAACCAACCAAACAGCAUAGAAUAGUUUCCGUGGUCCGCGACUGUUUAACAACCUAAAUGUGAGGUUAACGUCGUCAAAAGUUUUUUUCCUUUUAAAAUUGAAAAUGAACAAGCCCGAAUUGGAGGGCACGGCCCACCUGUUAGAUGAAUUAGACAAAAAGUUGAUGGUGCUCCUCCGCGACGGCAGAACGUUAAUCGGCUACCUGAGGAGUGUCGAUCAGUUUGCCAACCUGGUGCUGCACCGUACGAUCGAAAGGAUACACGUGGGUAAAGAGUACGGUGAUAUUCCGAGAGGGGUAUUUAUAGUGCGGGGGGAAAACGUCGUCCUCCUGGGAGAAAUCGAUCCGGAGAGGGAAGACAGUCUGCCGCUUACCGAGGUGACCGUCGACGAUAUAUUGGACGCGCAGCGCAAAGAGCAAGAGUUGAAGCUCGAAAAACAGAGACUGAUCACAAAGGCUCUUAAGGAGAGGGGGCUUCAGAUCACCGCCGAUUUGACGCACGACGAUUUAUACUGAACCGAGCCGCCGCAAGGGUUAAGCCAAUUAGUUUAUAAUAAAGCAAACAUUUCUAUUUUUUAUUUAAAAAAAAAUGAUUAAAUACUCUUUUAUGGCAAAAAUGAUUUUCAAUUUAACAUUAUCAUCCC
This is a messenger RNA of Cylas formicarius (sweet potato weevil), 678 nucleotides long. RefSeq names its product U6 snRNA-associated Sm-like protein LSm1 (gene LSm1). Lineage: Eukaryota; Metazoa; Arthropoda; Insecta; Coleoptera; Brentidae. The coding region runs from base 140 to 550 and encodes 136 amino acids. Gene Ontology annotation, cellular component: P-body; Lsm1-7-Pat1 complex. Gene Ontology annotation, biological process: deadenylation-dependent decapping of nuclear-transcribed mRNA. The transcript is spliced from 3 exons. Gene Ontology annotation, molecular function: RNA cap binding. The record is from RefSeq and is a predicted model, not a curated record.